This is a messenger RNA of Toxotes jaculatrix (banded archerfish), 5212 nucleotides long. RefSeq names its product RNA-binding motif, single-stranded-interacting protein 2-like. NCBI's taxonomy places the organism in Eukaryota, Metazoa, Chordata, Actinopteri, Toxotidae. Gene Ontology annotation, cellular component: nucleus; cytosol; ribonucleoprotein complex. The transcript is spliced from 14 exons. The coding region runs from base 64 to 1263 and encodes 399 amino acids. The record is from RefSeq and is a predicted model, not a curated record. Gene Ontology annotation, molecular function: mRNA 3'-UTR binding; poly(U) RNA binding; poly(A) binding.
AGCUGCUGACGUCAGCUGGCAGCCUGGGCUGUGCUCGCCGCUCCGCACAUAGCGCCGAGAAAAAUGCUGCUCUCCGUACCGCCAAGGGCAGGAAUCAACCCAUACAACGGCUAUAACAGCAGAAACAGCAAAAAGCAGGCCUAUGUGUCCUCCGGCCACCAGAUGGCGCCCCCCAGUCCCAACACCAACAGUAGCAGCAACAGCAGCAGCGGUGGAGGGGAACAGCUGAGUAAAACAAACCUGUAUAUUCGCGGCCUCCAUCCGGGAACCACGGACCAAGACCUGGUCAAACUCUGCCAACCGUAUGGCAAGAUUGUGUCGACCAAGGCGAUCUUGGAUAAAACCACCAAUAAAUGUAAAGGGUAUGGCUUUGUGGACUUUGACAGUCCAGCAGCAGCACAGAAAGCUGUUACAGCUCUGAAGUCCAGUGGGGUCCAGGCUCAGAUGGCCAAACAACAGGAGCAGGACCCCACCAACCUCUACAUCUCCAACCUGCCAGUGUCUAUGGAUGAGCAAGAGCUGGAGAGCAUGCUCAAGUCCUUCGGGCAGGUCAUUUCCACACGUAUCCUGAGAGAUGCAAAUGGGACCAGCCGCGGUGUUGGAUUCGCCAGAAUGGAGUCUACAGAGAAAUGCGAGGCCAUAAUUCAGCAUUUCAAUGGGAAAUUCAUCAAGACUCCGCCAGGAGUGCCUGUGCCCACAGAGCCCUUAUUAUGUAAGUUUGCAGACGGGGGUCAGAAGAAGAGGCAGAACCAGGGGAAGUACCUCCAGAAUGGAAGGCCCUGGGCUAGAGACGGAGACACGGGAGGAAUGACGCUUGCGUAUGACCCCACAGCCUUACAAAAUGGCUUCUACUCCUCACCCUACAGUCUGGCUCCAAACCGAAUGAUUGCCCAGACUUCCCUCUCACCCUACAUGCAUUCUCCUGUCUCAUCUUACCAGGUACACAGCCCGUCCUGGAUGCACCAUCAGUCAUACCUCAUGCAGCCAGCUGGUACAGUUCUUACCCCCGCAAUGGAUCACGCUAUGUCCAUCCAGCCCACGUCCAUGAUGGGACCUCUCACCCAGCAGCUAAGCCACCUGUCCCUGGGCAGCACGGGCACAUAUAUUCCGGCCAACACAACUAUGCAGGGGACCUACAUCCCCCAGUACACCCCAGUGCCUCCCUCCAGUGUCCCAGUAGAGGAGAAUGGCGGUCAACAGCAACAGGUUGCCAUGGAGACUCCCGCAGAACACACAAACUACUCUUACCAACACACCAAGUGAAGCUAAGCUCCCAGCAGGGUGGGGCUGAGGGCACGAAAUGAAUCCAACCAAAUGGGAUUCAGCUGGAAGAGAUCUGUGCUCCAUACCAUCGCCAAGCACCCGGACUUGAACAUGGAUUAAAAAAAGGAACAUGUGUGUGUAUGUGUGCGCGUGUGUGUGUGUUUGUUUGUGUGUGUAUGUAUGUCUGUAUUUUUUUUUUUAAAGAAAAAGAACAACACUUACUUCAUUGGACUUUUCUGCUAACAUCAUCAAGAAUUGAUCAACCAAAGGUGGGAAUCUUCUUCAGAGAAGCUUUGAUCUAUUUUGAUAACUGAUAAAGGAACAUAACAAGAAGUUAAAAAAACAAAAAACAAAGAAAAAAACUUAAGAGAGGAGGAAAAGACACAGAGCAUUAUUUUUGUGCACGUAAUAUAACAAAUUCUUAUUUUUAAAAAAGCAUUCUGGACGUUUCAGAGUGAUUCAAGGAAGAGUUGAAACACAAUGUGUCUUUUAUUUUUUUGUAAAAUAUGCAAACUUUUAUUUUUAUUUCCUGAUGUCUGUUGUUUGACAUUCUAUUUGCAGCAGCAAGGGACAACAAUUUGUACAGAUUUAAAAACUUACAAACACUUUUGCUGGUCUGAUGUGUUGAGUCGUUGUUAACCGUGGGAGGCAAACCGUUUAAAGCUACUUCUUCCUGUAACUGCUGCAGAGAUUUCUAUUCACGCACAGAUGAUAAUAACAUUGACUGUUUAUAGUUUAGUCAAAUUCAUUUUUUUAAGAAAAAAUUGAAACCAUUCUUUCAUAAGUGAACAAAAGACAAUCAAUUAUUUCUAUUUAUAUUUGAAUUAUAGUUCUAUUUUUUAGCGUUUUUAGAUCAUUGAAACAUACAUUUAUAGAAAAGAAGUUAUUUAAUACUGUAGUCUGUAAAGACAAGAUGAAAUGGACUUUAAUGGAUCUUUACUCCACGCAUUAAUAAUGAGCUAUAAAUAUUUCGCUCAUGAAAAUUAUUCUUUGGUUUUCUUUGUUUUGUUUUUUUUUUAUGGUUGGAUGACUUUCAGUACAGUUCAAGUCCUUUGCGCUCCAUCAAAGAGCACGUCAAAAUGACACCCGUUAAGUCAUAGUCGUCCUCCUUCGUUAUAAUGUAACUCCAUGUUACAUCUGUGUCCAUGAGAAGUGGUUUUAAGCGGUUUUGUUGUGGCAAACCUUCAGGUAUCAUUAAAUUCAUCCUCUGUCGCAGGGAUGAAGUGAACAUGCUUUAGAUCUGAGCAGUUAGAUUACUGAAACAUUAUGUGUACAAAGAGCAAUGCAGUUACUAAAUUAAGAAAUAGAUUAGCAAAAGCAAUGAGGGAAAUCAAAUAGAAGACUCACAAAAAUCCCUGAGAAUAAUUUGUCUGAAAGGAAAGGGAGCUGUAAGUCUUUUUUUUUCAAUGCUGCUGUUGUCACCUGAAUUUUGAUUCUCUGUCAGUGAUUUGUAGUUUGUAGAAAGUUAAAGUUGUCUUCUGUUAUUUUUUUCUUGUCUGUCACUUGAAAAAACCUUUGUGCUAAUUUGCCUUAUUUUUUGAUGACUUUAUGUUUUAAGUAGAUUAGAUUUUAGCUGUAGAUUUUUAGCUUUUCUUAGACGGUAGACAGUAGAUGUUAGAAUUUCUCUGCAUAGGGAUUGAUGCUGUUUUCUUGUGCACAUCAAUUUUUUGUUUGUUUGUUUUUUUUGUUUUACACACAAAUUUCCGUUCCCAUCCUUGUGUCGUCUGUCCUGACAUUGUGUCGGGCCUGUGUGUAGAAAGCCUUUUCAGAUUGAAGAGCUGAACCAAACAAUGACUUCAUUUAGUGCUGAUUCAAAAGAUUCAUACUGAUGCUGCCUCAGUGUUGUGGCGAACAAGAGGCUUCGUACAUACAAGCCCGGGUAUGUUUCAGUCAGCUUGUUGAGUGAAGCUCAUGUCACCACAUACAGUACAUCCAAAUAUGUUGAACUUUAAUUUAUACAGACAUCAAAAACUGUAGAUAUGUAGAUAAUAGAAGUAAUGGUUUUACAAAGGACUGCUCACGAGACCAUGGAAGUGCCAUUAAAGAUGAUUCUUACAGCCUUUAGUGAGACAGCAAGUCUGAAUGAAUUUGUGAGUGAUCCAAAAUUCUGCAAAAACUAUUUUUAGCUAAGCCUUAAUGUUUUUUCUCUGAAUGAACUGCCUGAUCUCUCAUAGGAUUGACAUUAAGUUGUACAUACUACAGAAAUGGCAACAGGCUUGUUUGAAUGCCUCCAAGUUAGUCGUCAUGUCAGUCGAGUUAGCUGUAGGGUCACAAGGAGCUUUUCUUCCCGCUCUUCAACCAUUCAUGUUAGAAAUCCAGUGAAAAACACAGUGUGAUAAUGUCUUUCUCAAGGCUCGCAGUUUGAUGACUCUGUUUGGUCUUUAUAUUUUUUCACACGUCAUCUUUUUGCUGUGUGUUUUCUCUCGUUCAUUUCUGCAACCAAAGAUGUUGUGGCCACCCUUCUUUUAGCUCUGCGUCACACAUGAAGUGCUCUCAUCCACAGACGAUUGUCUGUUGUGCUUGUGGCUGGAUAAAAUGCAUUUUUUUUUCUGGUUCUGACAGAUCCAGGAAGAGAGAGAUUGCAAUAAUUGUUUACAUGCACACAAUAUUCCACAUGAUGAUAGUCUGAGGAUAGAACUGAGUUUUCCUCAGUAUACGUAAUGGAGUGUUGGAGUGCAUGUAAACAGACUCAUUAUGAACUUUAUUGGCCUCAGCAGACGCCCGGGGGGAAUACAGAGCGCAGCUUUUAUGGGGGUGAGAGUUUUCAGACACGAGAGCUAAUUUUGUAAAUAGUCUUUUUUUUCCCCUUCCACUUGCUUUUUACAUCAUUCUGUUUGUUUCUUCUUGUGUGUUUUCUUGAUUUUUUUUUAAUGAUUUAUAACCUGUCCAGAUAACACAGUGACUAGCAAGUUUUCAGAUUCAGUGCACCAUGAAGGAAAAUGUCAUGGAUAUUGUUAAUAUGUUCAGAGAGAUGAUAUUCCAUGUAUUAGCCAUCACUUUUAAUACAAAAAAACAGGAUUUUGGAACUAUGAAAUGACCUUGUUACAAUACAGUGUUUAUUUAUUUUGUUUUUAUUUUUACAAACUUUUCUGCAGAGAUAAUAUAACAGGAAACCAUGAUGCUCCAAAAUGAAUUUGCAUCAUGAAAAUGAUAGGACCUUAAGUUACAUUUAAAUUGUAGGAAUACCGAGAUCGGUGGUGUACUUUGUAGACAGUACACAGUAUUUUAAAGAAGAAAAAAAUCUCCUUGCACUUAUUAUUUUUAGUCCACACCAAUUUGAAAAUGCUCUUUUUAUCCAUCCUAAGGUAGAUUUGAUGGCUUAUUUCAUAGCUUCAAAACGUUUUGCUGCUAAAACAGGAUUUCCAAACAGGUGGUUAGAUGUUGCCCAGUCUGGAUUUUCAAAAUAUCUCCUUUUUAUUUUAAUUUAGUUGAUACUAGUGGCCCAUUUGUUUGAUUUUAAAUAAUAACUUCAUAAUACUAAUAUGUAGUAAAUAGUUUGCUAUUAUCCUGCUAAUGGGCAGUUUAAAUACUUUUUUUUUUUUUUUACUUAAUUGUAAUUCAGAAAUGUAGUCAUAAGGUGACAUUUCUGAACAGGAAAUACUAAAAAUAUGUCUCGUUGCUCAACACUGUAUGAACCAAGUUUGUGUGAAUCUCAGAUGAUUUGAAAAUACAACGGGCACGUCUCACUUCCUGCUUGUGAACAGUUUUCUUAUUUAUACAAGAACUCAUUUUGUACAGUUUUGUUAGAGGAAAGAGGUUUUGAUAUUUGGUUAUUUUGCAGAGCCACUUGGCUACUUUUGUCUUCCUGUGCCAGAGUUGCUAAAAUUGUCUGUAACUUGUGUUUUUUUAUUGAUUGAGAUAAGAUUUUUCUUCUUUCUUGGUUUUCUCUUUGAAUUUGAAUAUGUCAGUUUUUCUUUCUUUUUAAAAAAAAAUAAAAGUCUUGUUUCAA